Exophiala aquamarina CBS 119918 is the source of this 672-nucleotide messenger RNA. RefSeq lists its product as uncharacterized. The transcript has a single exon. NCBI's taxonomy places the organism in Eukaryota, Fungi, Ascomycota, Eurotiomycetes, Chaetothyriales, Herpotrichiellaceae. Bases 111 to 335 code for a protein of 74 amino acids. The record is from RefSeq and is a predicted model, not a curated record.
AUGGCAUUCGAAUUUCUCUCACUCCCGUGCGAGAUCCGCGUUGAUAUCUAUCAAUUUGUGUUUGGUUCUGGCAAGACAAUUAUGGAAGCCAAGAAUGAGGAUGACAAUUCAUGUUUGAUUCCGCAAGGCAGCAAAUUACGGAAUCCUGUUCAGAGGUCAUCUCAACUGCUGCGAGUAAGCAGGGCUAUUCUCGACGAGGCUCGGCCGAUUUUAUAUGCCAAUACGACCUUCCACAUCCUAUCCAGUGGAUUCGCUGGAAAACUGCCACUGAGGAUCACUGGCGGUCACCCUUCGGGUUUAUACCUCAAGAACUGGAUCUGGCAGCUGGAUUGUGAUAUGUUGAUGCACCAUUAUCCCGAAGACCUCUGUUUGGAUACUGCCCAGGCAGGCGAAUGGAAUAGUCUCGAAUUGCGCUGUCGAGCCGAGUCGUGGAGAGAUUCAUUCCUUGGAGAAUGGUGCGACCGUGAGGCUUUCAUCACUGGACGUGAGCAAGUGAUCAACUAUGCUCGAGCUUUAGUACUUGCGAUGAGCGAUCCUAGUUGCGCGGAGGUGGACUUGGUGGAGGAUCGAUCACAACUCGGCCGCGGUAGGGUGAUUGUGAAGCUCAUCCGGCGGCGAGCAAACCUGAAGACACGGGACCGUCAGACAGACCAUUUACCGAUCGUCAACGCA